AUGAAGAAACAAGCAAUUGAACUACAAUCCGAUUGUCCCACCUGUUCUACGAUACCCUCUACAGAGGAGUCAUUCACUGUUUCAUUUGCAGAAGAUUGGUGGACUCCAUACUUGGCAUUCUUUGUCGGAGGAACUCUGCCGACCAACCCCAAGCUUGCCUAUAAGCUCAAAAAGACCAUAAAUAGGUAUUUUGUUGAUGGGUCAACUCUCUAUCGGAAGGGGUUUAAUGGUGAACCAUUAAAAUGCUUGGGAGAAUCAGAAGCACGUCAAGCCAUGCAAGAGAUACAUGCUGGAGAGUGCGGAGAGCACCAAGGAAUGAAGAAGCUUCACCGGCAGCUACUAAGCAUUGGGUAUUAUUGGCCUACCAUGAAGAAGGAUGCACAUGACUUUGUUAAGAAAUGCCACACAUGCCAAAUCCAUGCUAAUCUAAGCCACAAACCUCCUACAUUGCUGCAAGACAUGCGCACUCCCUGGCCUUUCCAUACUUGGGGGCUUGAUUUAAUUGGGACAAUCCAUCCCCCUUCCGAUGGCUACAUAUGGAUCCUCACCGCUACGGAGUAUUUCACGAAAUGGGUUGAGGCAAUUCCCCUUCAAAAGGCCACAGGAGCUGCUGUCUCGAAUUUCAUUCGGGAAUACAUUGUGUGUAGGUUCGGAAUCCCAUACAAGAUGGUCACCGACAAUGGCACACCUUUUGUUAACAAGCAAGUGAGUUCAACCCUUAGUGGGUACGGUAUCAAGCAUCGUCGCUCUACGCCUUAUUACCCGCAGGGAAAAGGUCAAGCGGAGGCUACCAAUAAGACGAUAUUGAGGAUUCUAAGCAAGAUGGUAUAUGAGUAUCAAGGAGGCUGGAGUGUUCACCUGCCGGAUGCUUUGUGGGCUUAUCGCACCUCACCAAGGAGCGCUAUAGGUUUUUCACCUUACUCACUUGUGUACGGAUCUGAGGCUAUUUCACCCGUGGAAAUCACCAUCCCGACAGCCAGGAUAGCAGCUGUCAAUGAUCUUGAAUGGGAUGCAAAGACAUGCUCAAAUUGGCGUUUGCUAGAUCUCGAAGCAGUUGAUGAGAAAAGGAUGAAAGCUGAAAGAAGGAUGGCACUUUAUAACAAGACUGUUGCCCAAGCCUAUAACAGGACCGUUAAGCCUCAAGCCUUCAAGCAAGGAGAUCUCGUGCUAAAAGUCGUUGAACAUGUGAGAAGGCAAAUGUCAGGACCUUCCAAAUUUGCCCACAAUGGGAGGGUCCAUUCGCAGUCAAGGAGGUACACAGCAGCGGUUAUUAUCGCUUGA
Molecule: messenger RNA, 1281 nt
Organism: Prunus armeniaca (apricot)
Lineage: Eukaryota; Viridiplantae; Streptophyta; Magnoliopsida; Rosales; Rosaceae
Source: the annotation of a GenBank genome assembly